This is a messenger RNA of Asterias rubens (European starfish), 894 nucleotides long. Its product is annotated as syntaxin-6-like. NCBI's taxonomy places the organism in Eukaryota, Metazoa, Echinodermata, Asteroidea, Forcipulatida, Asteriidae. Gene Ontology annotation, cellular component: SNARE complex; endomembrane system; synaptic vesicle membrane. Gene Ontology annotation, biological process: intracellular protein transport; Golgi vesicle transport; vesicle fusion. The record is from RefSeq and is a predicted model, not a curated record. The coding region runs from base 117 to 872 and encodes 251 amino acids. The transcript is spliced from 7 exons. Gene Ontology annotation, molecular function: SNAP receptor activity; SNARE binding.
UUGGGCAGAUUUACGGACGAUGGCCCUCCUUAAACGAAAACAAUUUUGGUUACAAAAGUAGUAUUUUAAUCAGUAUAAUUUAUAGAUAAACACAUGACCGCAUCCAGAUUGUCACAAUGUCUUUAGAAGAUCCUUUCUUCGUGGUGAAGGAAGAGGUAGAGAAGGCUGUGAACACAUCAGAAGGUCUUUACCAACGAUGGUGUGAACUUCUAGACGACUCCAACUCAGUCGGCAAAGAAGAGUAUGACUGGACGACAAAUGAACUCCGUAAUAGCCUCAGGAGUAUCGAGUGGGAUCUUGAAGACUUGGAAGAGACCAUUGGUAUUGUUGAAGCAAAUCCAAGGAAGUUUAAGCUAGAAGGAAGUGAGUUAGAGAUAAGACGACAGUUCGUCACUGACACCAAAAGGAAAAUGCAAGAAAUGAAAGACCACAUGGCCAGUCCAAGUACCAGAACAAGAGAAGAGAAGAGGAGUCGGCAGGCAUUGAUGAAUAAUGGCCCAAGUAAAUCGCAAGGAAAGUACAGCAAACUCGACAAUGAAAUAGAAGAGAAUAAUCAGAAUUAUAUUGACGAAUCACGGCAACAGCAACAGAUGUUAAUUGAAGCCCAGGAUGAUAAUAUCGUUAGAGUAGCCGAUAGCGUUGGUGUGUUAAAACACAUGGGACAGACAAUAGGAAACGAACUGGAUGAACAAGCAGUUAUGUUAGAUGACUUCCACACUGAAAUGGAGAAUACAGAAACCAAACUAGACGCAGUUAUGAAGAAGAUGGCCAAAGUAACACACAUGUCCAGUGAUCGAAGACAAUGGAUCGCCAUCUUGGUCUUAAUCGUCAUCAUGAUCAUAGUACUUAUCCUGUUCUUUCUACCGAUAUGAAGCAGAACCUCAUAGUCAAUAA